Messenger RNA from Entrophospora candida, 1518 nucleotides. The record is from the annotation of a GenBank genome assembly. Lineage: Eukaryota; Fungi; Glomeromycota; Glomeromycetes; Entrophosporales; Entrophosporaceae.
AUGACUAACAAGAAAGUUAUUAACGACAAUUCCAUGGCCACAACAAACACCACCACCGUUAAAAAUACACUUGAAGAUAAACAGAAAACAAAUGAAAAACGCGCAAAACGUAAUAGUUUUAAACGUAUUAAAAAAGAAGGCGAAAUUUUUGUAAAAAAUUUAUUUGGCAAUAACAAGAAACAAGAUUUUGUGCCUCCAAGCCCUCGAACAAAAUACAAAACACGUGGUAAUGAUGAUCAACAAAGAGUAAAUACUUAUCCAGUAUCAGAUGAUGAUAAUUCAAAAACAAAAACAAAAGCUCGUAAUAGACUUAGUAUAAAUUUGGCUGACCUUAUUAAAUCAGAUGAUGAUAAAAAAGAAAUGGAAAAAAGACGUAGAACUUUUCAUUUCACCGAUAGUCAUAAAGAUAUAGAUUUUGCCGUUGACAACAUUAAUGAUAAUUCUUCAUUAGAUCCAAAAAAUGCUCCUACUAUAAAAACAAAUCUUAACCCGAUAUUAUCCACCACUCAAUAUGAUUCUCCAAUUGUUGAAAACCUUCAUAUCAGUAGUGCAUUUUCACCUACCACCAACAUGAGUAACAAAGAUGAAAAGACAAUUAUUCAAAAUGACAAUUUAAUUACACCAGUACAAAAUCUUGUUAUUAAAGAAGAUGAAAAAGAAGAAGUCAACAAACAAAAAAUCAAUGGAACAAGAGAAAUACCUAUAAUUACUGCCAUUAUUAACAAUAUUCUACCAGAAAUUUCACCAGUAAAUUCAUUCCAAAAUAUCUCAUCAAAUAAAAUUGUUAAAACAUCAUCUUCAAUUAAUAAUAAUGUUGAUGAUAGUCAAACUCUUAAUAUUAUCUAUUCAACGCAUAAUAAUGAAGAUAAUGAAAUAGUUAAAAAUGAUCGCAAACAAAAUGAUGAAAAAUUAAUGAUUGUCAUGACAGGCGAAGCAAGUAAUAAUAAUAAAAUGGCAUCAAAUACCAAAAAAAUUGAUAUAAAAAAUGAAAAUAAGAUCGAAGAAAAUUCUAGAAUCAAUACAUUGGAGGCUAUUGUAUUAAGACAACUUGAUCUUGCUGAAAAAAUGCAAGAAACAAUGACAAGAUUAGAAUCAAAAGUUAAUGAACAAAAAGAUUCCUUGGUUUCUAGUCAGAUGGAAGAUACAAUUCGUAAAUUAGAAAAUAAAAUUAAUGAACAAGAUGUCGAAUUAGAUGGUUUGAAAAUGAUUGUCGGAAAGUUGCAAGAGAAUCAACAAAUGAUGAUAGCCAACGAAGCUUACAACAAUCAAGAUUUACAGACGAUUCAUCGAGAAUUAGCACUUUUUUCUCAGACUUCUUCAACUUCAACUUUUUCUCUGACAACACAGAAUCUUCACCAACAACAACAACAAGUUUAUACAAAGAACACCCUUGUCGAUACAUUGGUGGUUAGACCAUUAUGCAACACCAUUACAGUCUCUGCAAGUAUUGCCACUUCAGUAAUAUAUGCCGUGUAUGUAAGACCAGCUGUAGGUUUAUUUAAAAUCCUUACACGCUGA